Messenger RNA from Drosophila novamexicana, 2186 nucleotides. Its product is annotated as forkhead box protein biniou. The record is from RefSeq and is a predicted model, not a curated record. Bases 47 to 1993 code for a protein of 648 amino acids. The transcript has 5 exons. Gene Ontology annotation, cellular component: nucleus. Gene Ontology annotation, molecular function: RNA polymerase II cis-regulatory region sequence-specific DNA binding; DNA-binding transcription factor activity, RNA polymerase II-specific. NCBI's taxonomy places the organism in Eukaryota, Metazoa, Arthropoda, Insecta, Diptera, Drosophilidae. Gene Ontology annotation, biological process: regulation of transcription by RNA polymerase II; animal organ morphogenesis.
CUAGAAUAAAAAAGAAAAAAAAAACGUAAUUAUUAUAUUAAAGAAAAUGAUCAAAAGUGAAGAAGUGGCAUCCGAUUUAAACAGCCGCACAAUGGGCGUUGAUCAGCUAGGCGGGUUUGUCAGUGGCGCCCACUAUCAUCACCAUCAUCCGCACCAUCACCUGGGCAGCGCACAGCACACACAAGCGCAUCCGCACGCACACACCUUCACGCAUCACACACCCACGCACUUGUAUCGCGCUGGGAACACGCUGCCCGCUGGCAGUUUCCAGCUGAUGGGCGGCGAUUCACCCACGGAGCUGGUGGAUGAGAAGCCCAACAUCAGCUACAUGGAUCGCAAGUUCUAUGCAACCACGGUGGAUGCCGCUGGCAAUGUCACGCCCACCCAGCAGCAGCAGCAUUACGGACUGAGUGCGCUGCACAGCAUGGGCACGCCGCCGGCAUCCUCAAGUCCGAUACCAGCAUAUGGCGUGCUAAUGACUGCCCAUUCGGUGGGCUCGGUAUCACCCAAUUCCAGCUCGAAGACGCCCACCGAUCAGGAGAUGUACGUGAGCUCGUCGGUGGUGAAGCCGCUGCAGCUGCAGCCGAUGAAUCAUCAGUACACCUCCACGAUCAAGUACUGCUCCAACAACACCAUACUGAGCGCCAACGACUAUCAUCAGCUGGCCAUGCACGAGGCGGAGCAGCAGCAGCAGCAGCAGCAACAGCAGCAGAACUCUCCGGUAUCCGGCAGCUAUUUGCCGCGCAUCUCGUCCUCGCCCACGCAGGUCAUAGCCAAUGCCCAUGGCCACGGCAUGAACUACUCGAGCGCCAGCUCCUCGCCAGCCAAGUCGCUUAACGGCUCCGAAACGACGCCAGCGAAUGCCACACAUGAGAGCUCCAGCGCGGCGCAGUCCAAGGCGACGGGCUCCAGUGCACAGGAUAACAGCACGCCGGACACGACCAAGAAGUCGGGCACACGUCGGCCGGAGAAGCCAGCCCUGAGCUACAUCAAUAUGAUCGGACAUGCCAUCAAGGAGUCGCCCACGGGCAAACUGACGCUCAGCGAGAUCUAUGCAUAUCUGCAAAAGAGCUAUGAGUUCUUUCGCGGACCCUACGUCGGCUGGAAGAACUCGGUGCGUCACAAUCUCAGCCUGAACGAGUGCUUCAAGAAGCUGCCCAAGGGUAUGGGCGUGGGCAAGCCCGGCAAGGGCAACUACUGGACCAUUGAUGAGAAUUCGGCGCAUCUGUUCGAGGAUGAGGGCAGCCUGCGACGUCGUCCGCGCGGCUAUCGCUCCAAGAUCAAGGUCAAGACCUAUGCCGUCAAUCCGAACAGCUUCUACAGCGGCAGCUACGCGGAUGGGGGCAUGGACACGGCCAACUUCUAUGCGACGCCCACGUAUGCCAGCUAUGACUAUAGCGCUGCGGCCGGAGCAGGUUCCACGGCGGCUCAGGGCUUCGGCGAUGCCUGGAACGUGCAUGCGGCGCACAGCGGCGCGCCAGCUGUGGCCGUGGGCACACUGCCCCAGUACUCGAACAUAACCUGCCUGACGUCGGUGGGCAACAAUCUGAAUGGCUCACCCACGCCGCCGUUGGCGCACUCGGCGCUGGGCAUGUCCUCGACGGCGGGCCCCUCCAGUUCGCCGGUGUCGGCGCUUCAAAGUGAUUAUGCGCCAGCCGCCAGUCUCGUGGCCGCGGGCUACUCCUAUGCAACAAGUGGCAGCGGCUUGGAUAACGGUCUGCGCUCCAUGUCGCUGCAGCAGCUGCCCGCCCUGUCCUCAAUCCAGACGGGACAGUCGCAGUCGCACCAUCAUCAUCCGCAUCAUCCGCAUCAUCCGCAUCAUCCGCAUCAUGGUCAUCAUCAUGGAAGCAUGACGCCGCCGCCAUCGCAAUCGGGCAACCAUGGCACAGAUCGCUCGCCCAUCGAUCUAAAACCGGUUUACCUGACGCCCAUGACCCCGCCCCCGACAUCGGUGAACGGCGGCUACUACGAGACAAUCAAAUAUUCGAAUUAGUGCAGCCCGAUCUUAUUGGGCAUUACUCCCGUACAUACAAACAUGUGUAUAAGUUAUUUUGCAUUAUUACCUCAAAGGAUAAUCAAGUUUAAUGUUAGCCUUUAAGUAGUUGCAGACAAAGUUAGUUGCUUAGUGCGUAAUCCAAGGAAUUCUUAUCAAAUAAAAUAUAUCAUAUAAUUAGCAUGUAUUUAUA